GUGACACAGGGAUCCCUGCCCCCCAAGAGAACACAACUUCUGGGAAGGGGUCUGCUAGACUCCCCUGCCGGCAAUGGGACCAAUGACACGCUCAAAGGACCGAACCAUCUGGACACACUUCCUACUGUCACAGCGGCCCACUGUGUCAGUGACAUCAUGCUAAUCUGAGUUGAAGGAACAAGAAGUGGCAAGUAUGUUGGAGGCCUCGUUAAGGCGCGUGAGCUCUGCAGGGCUCAGGAGGCCACCACACUGGCACCUGCUUAGGAGUUCAGUGGUCCAUAGCGUGCUGGGACGUCCUCUGUGAAGGAAAGAACAGAUUACUGCAUCCUGCACCUGCCAUCACCAAGGAGGAGGGAGUGCGAUACUUGGAGGCCUCUUGGGGUUCUGAAGCUCGCUGACUCCACAUGUGAGCAUCCUGAGUGACACGGAAGGGAAGGCUGCCGUCUUUGAUUGGGUCACAGAGCCGGAAAAGACCCUGUAGAAAUGCUAAGUAUGGUACGCGCGUCCCUUGGGACGUACACAGGGGCCGAGCUUCUGCCUGUGGUGUUAGAGGCAUUUAUGGUGGGAAAGAUGCUGUGUGGAGUUUAUGAUAAAGCCCAAUAGGAUCGUCACAAUGCAGACACUAAGGUUCCAGAGCAAGGCCCUGCGUCUACAGAGGAGAAUUGGAUCCACUUAUGCUACAGCUCCGGCUUGCUGCUGGCUCUGGAGGAGGCGGAGGGCCUAACUGCGAGACAUUAGGUGACCACACAGCCAGAAUCGACCGACAUGACCGGGAUUGUCCCUGACCCACCGCAUCAUAAUAGAGUCAUGCCCACCCAGCAGCCGUCCACCAGAACAGAGACACGGCACAGCUACAUCAGGAAUAGUCACAGCAAAAAGUCACAGCGGAGCCGCAGGAGCAGGAGUCUGCUGGACUUAACCUGAGAACACUUACGAGGGGGAAAGGUCUGUGGGACAAAGUAGAGCCCCACCUCUGGUUCCGGCCCUGAAGGCAGAGGUGAGAGGAAAUCUUCCCAAAGAGCAGAGCUUUAGAGAAGCUGUUCCCAAACUGGGGGAACUUACUAUCUGCCGCAGGUGGAUCUGGCCUCGAGGGCUGUAGGGGAUGCCAGGGUGUGUUGGUUACAGCCCCUCAGGACAGAGCUACUUACUACUUACUCCUCUAACUGCCAGAAGUGUUGCCUGCUGCCUGCCCAGAGCCACGACUCUCUCUAGAAAUUGCCUUCUGCCAAAGCAAGCUGCCUCACCCAGGAUAAUUCAUCCUCUCCAGGGCGGCACCCCUUGACUGGAAAAUGGGGGACAAUAGAUGUUGCCUCAGCUUGGGGCAUCUCCAAGCAACCGUCUGACUCUCAGAGCUUCCCACGUUGGUAGCUGAGCCUCUGUUACAGCUUCUCCCUGCACCCAGCUCUGUAUCUGGCUUCGCCGCAUGUGUUGCUGCACGUACAUUUCGGAGUCUCCGAGUCUAUUACGGAACUCAACCUAACAUGUCAGAGAAAGGACAUUGAGUUUUAUGAACUCCGUUGACCCCACCUCCUCCACGCUCCAGGACCCCCGCGGAAGAACGUAGCGGCCUGGACUGCAGCCUCACCCCCGCGCAGCGCUGUGGGCAUGUUGGACACGGCCCUCCUGGACCCCUCGGCCUCCGGUCCUUCAGGCGCACGGGGGACUGGGGACAGGGCCAGCCCAUGGGAGGCCCGCACAGUGCGUGUGCUACUUCCUGGCCUUCCUGUUCAGCUUCGUGGUGGUGGUGCCGCUGUCCGAGAAUGGCCACGACUUCCGCGGCCGCUGCCUGCUGUUCACCGAGGGCAUGUGGCUGAGCGCCAACCUGACGGUGCAGGAGCGCGAGCGCUUCACGGUGCAGGAGUGGGGCCCGCCGGCCGCCUGCCGCUUCAGCCUGCUGGCCAGCCUCCUGUCGCUGCUGCUCGCCGCCGCGCACGCCUGGCGCACGCUCUUCUUCCUCUGCAAGGGACACGAGGGCUCCUUCCUCUAUGCCUUCCUGAACCUCCUGGUCAGCGCUUCCGUGGUCUUCCUCGUCUUCAUCGCCAGCACCAUCGUGAGCGUGGGCUUCACCAUGUGGUGUGACGCCAUCACUGAGAAGGGCACCGUGCCCCACAGCUGUGAAGAGCUCCAGGACAUCAAUUUGGAGCUAAACGUGGACAACUCUGCCUUCUACGACCAGUUUGCCAUCGCCCAGUUCGGCCUCUGGGCCUCGUGGCUGGCCUGGCUGGCCAUCACCAUCCUGGCUUUCCUGAAAGUCUACCACAACUACCGCCAGGAGGACCUGCUAGACAACCUGGUCCAUGAGAAGGAGCUGCUGCUGGCCAGGCCGACCCCCCGCGCCUCCUUCCAGGAGGAGAAGAGCGCUGUCAUCUAGCUGUGGCCAGGGGAGCCCGGCCCUGGAUGCCCCCUCGCCCCGCCCAGGGCCCUCGGGCCAACCCCGGGGACGGUCUGCCCGGCCCUGCCUGCCCCUUGCCUUGCAUGUCUCCCCUCGGCUCUGCGCGACGUGAGCGACCCCGCUCACCCAAGCACCCCAUUCCCGCCCUGAGUGUGGUGGUGAGUGGGGCGGGCGCCAGCCCUCCCGCGGGGACACACAGAGACUGCGGGACGUCCUCCGGGCUUCCCGCACACGCAGCGCACCUGUCCAGGGGCCACGGGCUGGGCGAGCCUCGGUGCGGGGAGCGCCCACCCCCUUGGAUGCCUCUGGCCGCAGGGCUUGCGGCUCGUGCCUCAGCCGGAUGCCGUCUCCACACCGGCUUGCCCAGGCGUGAGUCUGUGCCCCAUUCUGUGGCAGCAGCCCGUGUCCCCAGGAUGACCCCAGCCCGCGAUGGCCGGACGCCACUCUUGUCCCUUGCUCCUGAGCAGCGCGUGGGAGCAGGGGGCCCACUGCAGGAACGAGCUCUCUGCCGUGUGUCUCGACCUCCUGGCUCUGCACUUCCCCCACUGCCUCCGCAGGGCCGAGUCCCCGGGUGGCCGGGCCUGGGUCUCGGCAUCACAGGGCCAGUCAGGUGGUGGCCGGGUGGCCAUCCUGGGAAGUGGCUGUGCUGCCAGAGCUAGGAGCCCGCACCCCGUGCCACAGGACUUGCUGGGGGAGCCACGUGUGCCCCUGCCUGGGAGGAACCUGGGCCCCAGCGUUUGUCUCACAGUGUAGGGGGGUGGGGGGUGGGGACGUGGGCUGGGGGGUCCUACCUCCUAGGGAGGGAGGGACAAGGCAGGUGCCACGGCGCUGUCUGUAAGUGCGUGUGAGGGUGUGUGUGAUGUGUGUGUGUGCAUGCGUGUGGGUCUGCAUGGGGAGGGUGUGUGAGCAUCUGAAUGUGUUAACUGCACACACGAGUGCAGUUCUUUGUGAGUGCCUAUGUACGAGUGUGAGUGUGCAUGUGCACAUAAGCACGCACACGUACAAGUGUGGGAGCGAGCUGUGUGAGCAUGCAUGUCCACGGGUGUGAGUGUGAGCAUGAGUGGGCAUGAGAAUGUGAGUGCAUGUGAGCCUGAGUGGAAAUGUGUGCAUGUGCAAUGGGAGUAUGAGUGUGUAUGUGUGAGUGUGUGUGCAGCGGAAGGUGUGAGCAGAGCUCUGUAUCUCCACCCACGGGGGUGCCCCCAGUGCCCCGGCACCCCAACGAGGGGAUGCCUUCCCAUCUGAUGUGUGCACAGCACCGAGGCCCCCAGAGGGCACAACCCCAUCCACACAUCAUCCGGAGGGGGAGCUGGGGUAGGGAACUGGGACCAGAGCUCAGUGGUGAGCAACCUGGGGCUGCUUGGCUAUGGGUCCCCCCUCACAGGGCUCCCCGACUUCUGCAUCCGCACACAGUCCUCCGAGUACUGUCCAGGAGCGGGGCCCCCUUCCCCGGGCUCAGUGAGCCAUUCUGCUUUCCCGGGCUCACCGUCCUGCUGCUCCCACCCUCCAGGGAAGGAGAGACCCGGCGCCCCCCGUCCAUGCCUCGUGCUGCCAGAGGCCGGUUUGGUCUCCCAGAUGGGGGGCACAGGAUGUCCGGAGGCCACGGAUCUGGGUCUGGACUGAGGCGCUGAGUAGGGCAGGCAGCCUGGGCCAGGGAAGGGGGCCCGCAGGUCGCCUGUGCGGAUGCUGCUCGGCUGGUGCCUGUCCGUGGAGAUCCGGGCGUGUGGAUGAGGCUCCUGGUGUCUCAGAGGCACUCGGCCGAGGACGCCAGGCAGAGCCGCUGGGUCCUUGCGGGACUUGUUUUGGCAUAACUGAGGCCCCCAGCAGAUCGGGUCUCACCCCAGCCCUCAUGCACAGGCUGUGGGGACUCUCCAGUCCCCGAGAGCUCCGGUCUGUUCCCAGCCACCAGCCAGGCCCCGGGAAGGAGGAGCAGGGGCAGGACGUGGGCUUCUGGAGCCGAGGGUCCCCGGCAGGCUGGGGUCUGCCCUGGCAGCUGCCACUCAUGGGUUGUUCGGAGCCGGCCUGGGGCAGCCCCUUGCUCAGGCUGGCAGGGACGUCACCUACAUGUCACUUGCAGAGCGGGGUGGUCACUGGCACAGGCCUGUCCCAGGCCGGGGGUACCCGGCACCUCCCGACGUCCGUGCCCGGGGCUGCCGGGAAGGGACAGCUGAGCCCCUGGAUGCGUAGUGGGACUGAGCUGUGUGCCCUGCAGCGGGCGGGGGACGGGGGCCCCGGGGCAGGACAGGAAAGGCAGGGGCCCCCCCAGGCUUCCUGAGAGGGCCACGGGAUCGCCUCUGGGGUGCCUUGCUUCUCCCAGCUGGGGGCGGCCGCGCGGCUUUAAUUCUGCUGAGGAAAUCCACAGUAGCGAGUCUUCCCCUUAAAUGUAUGUUUGUCAAAGUCAAAAUAAACACAGAGGUCCUGAG
Canis lupus familiaris (dog) is the source of this 4812-nucleotide messenger RNA. It is a transcript of the gene TMEM179, whose product is annotated as transmembrane protein 179. Lineage: Eukaryota; Metazoa; Chordata; Mammalia; Carnivora; Canidae. The transcript is spliced from 7 exons. Bases 1805 to 2371 code for a protein of 188 amino acids. The record is from RefSeq and is a predicted model, not a curated record.